Molecule: messenger RNA, 1728 nt
Organism: Malassezia sympodialis ATCC 42132
Lineage: Eukaryota; Fungi; Basidiomycota; Malasseziomycetes; Malasseziales; Malasseziaceae
Gene: KRS1
Product: lysine--tRNA ligase KRS1
Biological process (GO): lysyl-tRNA aminoacylation
Cellular component (GO): cytosol; cytoplasm
Molecular function (GO): ATP binding; tRNA binding; lysine-tRNA ligase activity
Source: RefSeq, a predicted model, not a curated record
AUGACCGAGAACCAGGCUGAUGCAGGUGCAGUGAACCUGCUUGCGGACCCUGUGACGGGCGAGAUGGUGAGCAAGAGCGAGCUCAAGCGCCGCCAGAAGCAGCGGCAAAAGGACGCCGAGAAGGCGGCGAAGGCGGAGGCGGCGGGCGCGGCGCCCGCCAAGGCGGGCUCGGCGCUCGCGGCGGAGGAGACGCUCACGCCGAACCAGUACUACGAGAUGCGCCGGCGCGCGAUCCAGGCGCUGCGCGAGAGCCGGCAGCCGGACCCGUACCCCCACAAGUUCCACGUCUCGCUGAGCCUGACCGACUUUAUUGCGCGCUUCCAGCGCCGCGUGGAGCCGGGCGCGCAGCUCGACGAGGUCGUGUCGGUGGCGGGCCGCCUGCACAACAUGCGGGCGUCGGGCCAGAAGCUGCGCUUCUACGACCUGCACGGCGAGGGCGUCAAGAUCCAGAUCAUGGCGCAGAUGCAGGACCACCGCGAGGGCGACUUUUUCGCGGUGCACGACCUGCUGCGCCGUGGCGACGUGGUCGGCGUCAAGGGCGUGCCGGCGAAGACGAAGAAGGGCGAGCUGUCGAUCGUGCCGCACGCGAUCCAGCUGCUGGCGCCGAACCUCAAGAUGCUGCCGAAGACGUCGGGCGGCGGCUUCACCGACCAGGAGCAGCGCUACCGCAAGCGCUACCUGGACCUGAUCAUGAACCCCCAUGUGCGCGACGUGUUUGUGGCGCGCGCGCGCACGAUCCAGUACGUGCGCCGCUACCUCGACUCGCUUGGCUUCCUCGAGGUCGAGACGCCGAUGAUGAACCAGAUCGCCGGUGGCGCGAGUGCGAAGCCGUUCGUCACGCACCACAACGACCUCAAGAUGGACCUGUUCAUGCGCAUUGCGCCGGAGCUGUACCUCAAGGAGCUCGUCGUCGGUGGCCUCGACCGUGUGUACGAGAUCGGCCGCGUGUUCCGCAACGAGUCGAUCGACCAGACGCACAACCCCGAGUUCACCACCUGUGAGUUCUACAUGGCGUACGCGGACAUGUACGACCUCAUGGACAUCACCGAGAGCAUGAUCUCGGGCCUCGUCAAGGCGGUCACCGGCGGCUACAAGGUGACGUACCACCCCGACGGCAAGGACGACCCGAGCGGGCGCACGAUGGAGAUCGACUUCUCCACGCCGUGGAAGCGCUUCGAGAUGAUCCCCGAGCUCGAGAAGCAGCUCAGCGUCAAGUUCCCCCCGGCCGACCAGCUGCACACCGAGGAGACGCGCGUGUGGCUCAGCGACCUGUGCGCGCAGCACAACGUCGAGUGCGGCGAGCCCCGCACGGCGAACCGCCUCAUCGACAAGCUCGUCGGCGAGUUCAUCGAGUCGCAGUGCGUCAACCCGUCGUUCAUUAUCGGCCACCCCCAGAUCAUGUCGCCGCUCGCCAAGCGCCACCGCGACAUCCCCGGCCUGUGCGAGCGCUUCGAGGCGUUCGUCGCGACCAAGGAGAUCGCCAACGCGUACACGGAGCUCAACGACCCGUGGGUGCAGCGCGAGAACUUCGAGGAGCAGGCGCGCCAGAAGGAGGCCGGCGACGACGAGGCGCAGGGCGUCGACCACGUCUUCCUCGACGCCCUCGAGCACGGUCUCCCGCCGACCGGCGGCUGGGGCCUCGGCAUCGACCGCCUCGUCAUGUUCCUCACCGACUCGCACACCAUCAAGGAGGUGCUGGCGUUCCCGGCGAACAAGCCCGAGCAGUAG